UGAACAACCUGACCAUGGUGUCUCCUCCAUCAUUCUUGAAUCUUCACCGUCAUUUCAAUUUGAACUCCAUUAAUUUUUUCUUCUUUUGAUCUCCAUUAAGCUUCAUUUCAUUCACCCUCUCUGUUCUCCACCAUUAUUUCCUUCUCCAUAAAAUCGUCCCUUUUCAUCCUCCAUUAUUAUGUUUCUUUCUUUUUCUGGUUUGGCUGGUUCUUGAUCCAUCAAAUCGCUUGCAUGCAUCUCAAUUUUAAUCGUGAUUAUACUCUUAUUUUUUGAAUAUUACGGAUGGGAUAAUAAAUUAUUCAUUUUUUGAUGGGAAAUACAUGUGUAGGGCCAAAUCUUGGUGGUAACGGAUUCCUGCAAUCUGUUACAGCGGCCGUUUGGCGGAACCCUCCACUGGAAGACCGCCAACCUCCACCGUCUAAAAACGAGACCAAAAACGAGCCGACAGAUUCGAAGCACAAUACUGAUAAUAAUGCUGCCACAGCCACAACCGCAUCGGCGCCUCCGCCGGUUAAAAUCAACAAUGACGCAUCGAAACCACAAUCUCAAGUUCCUGAGCAAAAUGAUAAGCCUCAUAUGAAGAGAGCUUCAAGCACAGCAAUGCAAAUGGAUUCUGUGUUAGGGAGGAAAACGGGGAACUUAAAGGACAUUUACAGCUUGGGGCGCAAGUUAGGUCAAGGGCAAUUCGGAACAACAUUCCUUUGUGUCGAGAAGGCAACAGGCAAAGAAUUCGCGUGUAAAACAAUCGCGAAGAGGAAGCUAACAACUGCGGAAGAUGUUGAAGAUGUGCGGAGGGAAAUAAGAAUCAUGCAUCACAUGGCUGGUCAUCCAAAUGUGAUACAGAUCGUUGCGGCGUAUGAAGACGCAGUGGCAGUGCACGUUGUGAUGGAACUUUGUGCCGGCGGCGAGCUUUUUGAUAGGAUAAUACAGAGGGGACAUUACACAGAGAAGAAAGCAGCAGAGCUAACGAGGGUUAUAGUUGGAGUUGUGCAGGCUUGUCAUUCUUUAGGUGUUAUGCAUAGAGAUUUGAAGCCUGAGAAUUUCCUGUUCAUUGGUCAUGAAGAAGAAUCGCCGCUGAAGACCAUAGACUUUGGACUCUCUAUGUUCUUUAGGCCAGGAGAAACUUUCAGCGAUGUGGUUGGAAGCCCCUACUACGUCGCCCCUGAAGUGUUGCGAAAGCAUUAUGGUCCACAAUGUGAUGUGUGGAGCGCAGGGGUGAUCAUUUACAUAUUGCUAUGUGGGGUGCCUCCAUUUUGGGAUGAAACGGAGCAAGGAAUAUUCGAACAAGUUCUAAGAGGUGAUAUCGACUUUAGAUCUGAACCAUGGCCUACUAUAUCAGAUGAAGCCAAAGAUCUAGUUCGGAGAAUGCUUGUGAGGGACCCCAAGAAACGUUUAACGGCUCAUGAAGUUCUUAGCCAUCCUUGGGUUCAGGUGCACGGCGUUGCUCCUGAUAAACCUCUUGAUUCUGCAGUUUUAUCUCGCUUGAAACAAUUUUCUGCCAUGAACAAGCUCAAGAAAAUUGCCAUCAGAGUAAUCGCCGAAAGCCUAUCAGAAGAUGAAAUUGCAGGGCUGAAAGAAAUGUUCAAGAUGAUAGACACAGAUAACAGUGGACAAAUCACUCUUGAGGAACUCAAAAAGGGUUUGGAAAGAGUAGGAGCAAAUCUCAAGGACGCCGAUAUCAUUAAUCUAAUGGAAGCAGCUGAUAUAGACAACAGUGGCACCAUGGAUUAUAAAGAGUUCACAGCUGCCAUGCUUCAUCUAAACAAAAUCCAGAGGGAAGAUCAUUUAUUCGCAGCAUUUUCGUAUUUUGACAAAGAUGGAAGCGGCUACAUAACUCUAGAUGAACUGCAACAGGCCUGUCAACAAUUUGGCAUAGAUAGCACACAUUUAGAAGAGAUUAUAAGCGAAGUCGACCAAGAUAAUGACGGGCGCAUCGAUUACAGCGAGUUUACUGCUAUGAUGCAAGACACUGGUUUAGACAAGAUGAUGAAAAAGAAAACCUGAUAAUAUUUCAUUCAAGAAAAGGGUUCAUAGAUUGAAGAUUCCUGAUCCUGGAAGGCCAAAAAGUCCCCACAAAUUUGGUAGGUACUAUGUAUUUUUUCAGAAACAAAAUUCGAUCUUGAAAACUUACAGAUUUUCAAGUGCAUAUUGUUGUAAAGAUCAUCAGCCAGCAGGCUAUAAUUUUUGCUUUCCAUUUCUUCUGCAUUUAACCUAUAA
Molecule: messenger RNA, 2217 nt
Organism: Mangifera indica (mango)
Lineage: Eukaryota; Viridiplantae; Streptophyta; Magnoliopsida; Sapindales; Anacardiaceae
Product: calcium-dependent protein kinase 20-like
Exons: 7
Coding region: 310-2004 (564 amino acids)
Biological process (GO): peptidyl-serine phosphorylation; intracellular signal transduction; protein autophosphorylation
Cellular component (GO): nucleus; cytoplasm
Molecular function (GO): calmodulin binding; ATP binding; calcium ion binding
Source: RefSeq, a predicted model, not a curated record